Ipomoea triloba (trilobed morning glory) is the source of this 1359-nucleotide messenger RNA. Its product is annotated as UPF0481 protein At3g47200-like. The record is from RefSeq and is a predicted model, not a curated record. Bases 1 to 1359 code for a protein of 452 amino acids. NCBI's taxonomy places the organism in Eukaryota, Viridiplantae, Streptophyta, Magnoliopsida, Solanales, Convolvulaceae. The transcript has a single exon.
AUGGCUAUACUUCGACGUAGGAACCCACAAAUCUUGCGACCGGAAAAGAGGCGGCAACAGAUACAGAAAGCGACGAGAAUACAAAAAGUUGCACAUUUCUUGCGUUCCAAGAACGACAAUAACUCAUCGGACUACGAUCCUAAAGUGGUAUCUCUAGGGCCAUACCACCAUGGCAAGCCAGAGUUGCAGCUCUUCCAAGAAUUUAAGAAGAAGACUUUAGAGAUGUUCGUUUCCGGUGGUGACAAGGAAACCAAUUUCUAUCACAACGUUGUAUUGGAGGCCGUAGAUGAUCUCAGAAGCUGUUACCUGGACGGUUCCACGGCUGAAUAUGAGGAUGCAGAAUUUGCUGAGAUGAUGCUGCUGGACUCAUGCUUUAUUUUAAAUCAUAUCAUGAUUAUCACUAGAUUUGGUGAUGCAGCAAGUAGAUGUUCUAUCACCGAUACUCAUAUUGGUUUCACUGGUUUACGCUUCAUAGAACAUGAUAUGAUUUUGCUUGAAAAUCAGAUCCCACUUCGAAUUAUUGAGCUCUUGUUUAAUGCCAGAUAUGGGGAUUUAACCACAGCUCUUAGCAUCAGUGCAGGUAUGGACAACUCUGCUGAUGAAAUCUAUUAUCCUUGGAAACAACUGCUCUCCAGGUAUUGCCAGGAAUGCCUUUUCGGCCAAUACUUUGAUGAUGAUGAUGAUGAUAAUGGUGUUGAACCACCUCAUCUACUUGAAGCUUUUCGAAUGCAUCUAGUCUCCGACUGUGACCAAUGCCUUAGCCAAAAAGUUGAUUCCUCACACGAAUCUGGUCGCGAAGAUCAUUAUUUCUCUGGUUCUGUCAUGGAUCUAAAAUCGAAGGGCAUUCAUUUCGGUUGCAAUGGCAAAGUUCAGUCAUUGAGGGGAGUAAAAGUUAAGGCCUACAAGUUUUACACAAAACUUGAGCUUCCAAUUUGGUAUGCAUCCCCACAGAGUAGAGUUCUUUUCACCAACAUCAUAGCGUAUGAGCUGUGCCCCAACAGUGACACGAAAUUGGAGAUGAUUUCGUGUGUGAACUUUAUGAAAUCGUUGAUUGUUUCUCCUGCGGAUGCCAAAGAGUUGAGGGAAAAGCACAUCAUAACCAACGCACUUGGAGAUGACAGCGAUGUAGUUAAGUUCUUCAAAGGGCUAAACACGGAUGAAUUCGAGAAUCCCUACAUUUUUCGGGAGGUGAAGAGGAAAAUUGGACGUCACUGCGAAAGCAAAGCCAAGACCUUGUGGGCUGAAUUCCUCUAUACUUACUUCAGAAGGCCUUGGACUGUUAUUGCUUUACUUGCAGCUACUCUUCUUCUUGUUUUAACUUGUAUUCAGACAUAUUUUACUAUCCAUUCCUGUCAAUGA